Messenger RNA from Mesoplodon densirostris (Blainville's beaked whale), 4269 nucleotides. RefSeq names its product myosin binding protein C1 (gene MYBPC1). The coding region runs from base 1 to 4269 and encodes 1422 amino acids. The record is from RefSeq and is a predicted model, not a curated record. The transcript has 35 exons. Gene Ontology annotation, molecular function: protein binding. Lineage: Eukaryota; Metazoa; Chordata; Mammalia; Artiodactyla; Ziphiidae.
AUGUUCCCCAGUGUGUCUGACACCAGUGUCGAUGUCCCCAGGGUGAACCACUGCCACCCCGGCAUCUCCAGGAGACUUUCCAAGACGAGCAGGCGUGCUGACAAUAAGAAGAAAUCUAAACGAUGGGGUUGGGUGAGUGCCUGGGAGAGGUCAGCCAGCAGGAAGGUCACCAAAGGGAGACAUAGUAUCCCCUGUGGGGAAGGCAGACGAAGAAAGCUGCCCUCGGAGUGCCAGGGGACGGUUCUUGAUUUCUUGGCAGCGGGCGGAAGGGACUUUUGUGCGGGGCAACAUCCAAAUGGCUCUGUGACCAUGACAAUCAGACCGAUCGAUUCAGCAGGGAAAAAUGCAGGAAAAUCUCUGAAAAGCCCAUCAGCCCACUUCUGCCUCCACAAGGAAAGCGCAGUGCUGGCCCCAGCACCAGCUCCACCCCGGGAAGAACCAAAUAAAGAGAAGGAGGCCAGAACUUCACCAGCAAAAGAUGAAGAGGAAGCCUCCCCGCCUAGUGCCCUGCCUCCAGGUUCGGGUAGCCGGGCCCUGCAAAGAAAAGAUUCAGAGUGGUCUGUUGGUGAGUCACCAUCAGGGGAGGAGCAGGAUAAGCAGAAUGCCAACAGUCAGCUGUCCACCCUGCUCGUGGAAAAGCCUCAAGGUGGAACAGUGAAAGUUGGUGAAAAUAUCACCUUUAUAGCCAAAGUCAAGGCCGAAGAUCUUCUUAGAAAGCCCACUAUCAAAUGGUUCAAAGGGAAAUGGAUGGACCUGGCCAGCAAAGCUGGGAAGCACCUCCAGCUGAAGGAAACCUUCGAAAGGCACAGUCGGGUGUACACAUUUGAGAUGCAGAUCAUCCAGGCUAAAGAGAACUAUGCAGGAAACUACAGAUGCGAGGUCACCUAUAAGGAUAAGUUUGACAGCUGUUCCUUCGAUCUUGAAGUACUUGAAUCUACUGGGACUACUCCAAACAUUGACAUCAGAUCUGCUUUCAAGAGAAGUGGAGAAGGUCAAGAGGAUGCAGGGGAACUUGACUUUAGUGGUCUCCUGAAACGUAGGGAGGUGAAACAGCAGGAAGAAGAACCUGAGAUAGACGUGUGGGAGCUGCUGAAGAAUGCGAAACCCAGCGAGUACGAGAAGAUCGCCUUCCAGUACGGCAUCACUGACCUGCGCGGGAUGCUCAAGCGGCUUAAGCGCAUGCGCAGAGUGGAGAAGAAGAGCGCAGCUUUUGCAAAAAUUCUCGAUCCUGCAUAUCAGGUUGAUAAAGGAGGCAGGGUAAGAUUUGCUGUGGAACUGGCAGAUCCAAAGUUGGAGGUGAAAUGGUAUAAAAAUGGUCAAGAGAUUCGACCCAGUACAAAAUACAUCUUUGAACAUAAAGGAUGCGAAAGAAUCAUGUUUAUCAAUAACUGUGUGCUAACAGAUGAUUCAGAGUAUUAUGUGACAGCUGGUGAUGACAAAUGCUCCACUGAGCUCUUUGUGAGAGAGCCUCCAGUUAUAGUGACCAAACAGCUGGAAGAUAGAAGAGCAUACUGUGGGGACAGAGUGGAAUUAGAAUGUGAGGUGUCUGAAGAUGAUGCCCAUGUAAAAUGGUUUAAGAAUGGUGAGGAAAUCAUCCCUGGUCCAAGAUCAAGACACUACAUUAAAGUUGAUGGCAAAAGACACAUUUUGGUCAUAGACGAAGCAACAAAGGCUGAUACUGCAGAAUAUUCUGUAAUGACAACAGGAGGACAGUCAGCUGCUAAACUUACCAUUGACUUAAAACCUCUGAAGAUAUUGACGCCUCUGACUGAUCAGACUGUAAAUCUUGGAAAAGAAAUCUGCUUGAAGUGUGAAAUAUCUGAAAACUUAUCAGGAAAAUGGACUAAAAAUGGCCUACCCAUUCAGGAGACUGAACAUCUAAAGAUUGUUCACAGGGGAAGAAUCCACAAAUUAGUGAUAGCCAAUGCUCUCGUUGAGGAUGAAGGUGAUUAUGUAUUUGCACCAGAUGCCUACUCUGUUACUUUGCCUGCCAGAGUUCAUGUUAUUGAUCCUCCCAAGAUCAUACUGGAUGGUCUUGAUGCUGACAAUACAGUGACAGUAAUUGCAGGAAACAAGCUUCGUCUCGAGAUUCCCAUCAGUGGAGAACCACCUCCUAAAGCCAUUUGGAGCCGAGCAGAUAAGGCUAUUACGGAGGGCAGUAGCCGGAUAAGAGCUGAAAAUUACCCUGACACCACCACUCUGGUUAUUGAUGUAGCAGAAAGAGAUGAUUCUGGUGUUUACCACAUAAAUCUGAAAAAUGAAGCUGGGGAAGCACAUGCAGCCAUCACAAUUAAAGUUGUGGAUGUCCCUGAUCCUCCAGUGGCACCGAAUGUGACAGAUGUGGGAGAUGAUUGGUGCAUCAUGCACUGGGACCCUCCUGUCUAUGAUGGAGGGUCCCCAAUCUUAGGUUACUUCAUUGAGAGGAAAAAGAAGCAAAGCUCCAGGUGGAUGAGGCUGAAUUUUGAUCUCUGCAAAGAAACAACCUUUGAGCCCAAGAAGAUGAUUGAAGGUGUGGCCUACGAGGUCCGCAUCUUUGCAGUCAAUUCCGUUGGCCUCUCCAAGCCCAGUAUGCCCUCCAAACCUUUUGUUCCAUUGGCUGUAACCAGCCCACCUACUCUUCUGGCUGUUGACUCUGUAACUGACACCACUGUCACAAUGAAGUGGCGGCCCCCCGACCAUAUUGGUGCAGCAGGUUUAGAUGGCUAUGUGCUAGAGUACUGCUUAGAAGGAAGUACAUCAGCAAAACAGUCUGGUGAAAAUGGGGAGGCUGCAUUUGAUAUACCAGAUGAAAACUGGGUAGUUGCAAACACAGAGCUGAUCGAGAAGACCAAGUUCACCAUCACAGGUCUGCCAACGGAUGCAAGGAUCUUUGUGCGCGUGAAAGCUGUGAAUGCCGCCGGUGCCAGCGAGCCCAAGUACUACUCUCAGCCCAUCCUUGUGAAAGAAGUCGUAGAGGCUCCAAAGAUUCGCAUCCCAAGGCACCUAAAGCAAACCUAUAUCCGCAGAGUUGGAGAAGCCAUCAAUCUGGUUAUACCUUUCCAGGGAAAACCAAGACCAGAAUUAACUUGGAAGAAAGAUGGUGCACCUAUUGACAAGAAUCAGAUCAACAUUCGCAACUCUGAGACCGAUACAAUCAUAUUUAUCAGAAAAGCAGAGAGGAGCCAUUCUGGGAAAUAUGAUCUGCAGGUCAAAGUGGAAAAAUACGUGGAAACUGCAUCCAUCGAUAUCCAGGUUGUUGACCGUCCGGGUCCACCCCAAGUUGUGAAGAUCAACGAUGUCUGGGGAGAGAAUGUUGCUCUAUCAUGGACCCCACCAAAGGAUGAUGGGAAUACUGCCAUCACAGGGUACACGAUCCAGAAGGCCGACAAGAAGAGCAUGGAGUGGUUCACUGUCAUCGAGCAUUAUCACCGAACCAGUGCCACCAUUACUGAACUGGUUAUCGGAAAUGAGUAUUACUUCCGGAUCUUUGCUGAAAACAUGUGCGGCCUCAGUGAGGAUGCUACAAUGACAAAAGAGAGUGCCGUGAUUGCCAAGGAUGGUAAAAUCUACAAAAAUCCAGUGUAUGAAGAGUUCAAUUUCACAGAGGCACCCAUGUUUACUCAGCCAUUGGUCAACACCUACGCCAUAGCUGGUUAUAAUGCCACCCUGAACUGCAGUGUGAGAGGAAAUCCUAAGCCCAAAAUUACCUGGAUGAAAAACAAAGUUGCUAUUGUGGAUGACCCAAGAUACAGGAUGUUUAGCAACCAGGGGGUCUGUACUCUGGAGAUUCGAAAGCCCAGCCCCUAUGAUGGAGGCACGUACAGCUGCAGAGCAGUCAAUGACCUUGGGACAGUGGAGAUUGAAUGCAAACUGGAGGUGAAAGUGAUAUAUCAAGGAGUAAGUUCCCCUGGACAACCAGUCUUCCUGGCGGGGCAGCAACAGAGGGGAGGGGCAGUCAGGAGCCGCGAGACAGAAACGAAGGCAGAAACAACCUCACCAGACAAGGAACUAAGGAAAGAGGAGACGGCAACGAGAAAAUCAACACUAGAAAGAAAAGAGCUCCUGCUUCGGUGCUUCGCGGGCAUUAUCUCUGUCACAGGUUCUGUCUACCUCGACAGCCCUCCUCUCUGCAGAAGAAAGGAGAACUUUGGACAGGAUGCAGGACCUCUCUUCGGGCCGACGGAUGGAGACCUCAUGCCGGUGACCCAAGACGAGCAAAAAUCAUGUUCUCACACAAUACCCUGCUCCCCACCCGGCUCUACAGGCUGCGGCGUCCUGCAGUGUGGCUAA